This is a messenger RNA of Sorex fumeus (smoky shrew), 1824 nucleotides long. It is a transcript of the gene EVA1A, whose product is annotated as eva-1 homolog A, regulator of programmed cell death. The coding region runs from base 1 to 936 and encodes 311 amino acids. Lineage: Eukaryota; Metazoa; Chordata; Mammalia; Eulipotyphla; Soricidae. The record is from RefSeq and is a predicted model, not a curated record. The transcript has 3 exons.
AUGCUCGCGGUCCUCGGGAGGUGCGCCUGCAAACCUGCGCGCGUCGGGGUAGGGGAGAGGCUGGGGCGGCGGGGAGGGCCGGGGCGGGCCGCGGGGGAGCCCGUGGGAAGCGCGGGGCGCCGGCCCGAGCGGGGAGCUGGAACUGCCCGGGCGCAGAGGCAGGCGCGGGUGGCGCGGCCGUUCCCGUGGCGCGUCGGGCUGGGGAAGGGGCGGGCGCGGGGAGGGCAGGUCCGGAGGCGCGGGGUGGAGGGGGUGGGGGCCGAAGGAAAUGAGACAACCUUUUCCUCCCGCUCGCUCGGGCUCCUCCGGCGUCUGCGGGGCCCGGCGCGGCCGCCCGUGACUCCGACGCUGGACCCCGCGCCCAGGGCGGCUGCCCCGCAGCGCUUCCCCUGGCGGCGCCAGGUCCCGCCUCGGGGUCCCCCCGGAAGUGCGCGCCCCCGUCCAGAGCCUGAGAAGGCAACUGGGGCCAACCUAGUUUCAGAACUGCUCCUACCUGACACCAACACCAUCAGGGAUGAACUGUUCUCACCUCCUCUGCUCCUGACAGUCCGCUUCUCCCCAGAAAACCCCGAGCGAGUGGCCCUGUACUUCGUCUCCGGCGUGUGCAUCGGGCUGGUCCUCACCCUAGCGGCCUUGGUGAUGAAAAUCUCUUGCCAAACGGACUGCCGGCGGCGCCGCAGGAAGAAGUUCCUGCAGGACGGCGAGAGCAGCAGCGACAGCAGCGACAGCGAGGACGGCAGCUCGGACACGGCGUCGGACAUCUCGGUGCGCAGACACCGCCGCUUUGAGCGGACUCUGAACAAGAACGUCUUCACGUCGGCCGAGGAGCUGGAGCGCGCACAGCGCCUGGAGGAGCGGGAGCGCAUCAUCAGGGAGAUCUGGAUGAACGGGCAGCCCGAGGUGCCCGGGACCAGGAGCUUAAACCGCUACUACUAGGGCAAGGGAGGCACCAGGGACCAAACCCAGUUCUGGGAUUAUAAUCUGGGAUUAUCAUCACAGCAGAGGUAAAGCAGAGGUCAAACAGGGCUUUCUCAUUUUAGCUCUAAGGACUCAUUUCUCCUUUUGGAUGACCUUCCGGGGGGAAUAGAAGAACCAAGGUGGGUCGUCAACCUUUCCAGGUCUUGGAACGCAGGUGCUGAAAACCCCUGUCCAACAACGUGGAUGGAGAAUGGAGAGAAACGGGACUGCGGGUUCUCUCGAUUUCUGAGGAUCUCAGAAGUUUCUGCAAACGUCAUUGCUUUGUUACUCCUUUGCAAAAGGAAAAGAUUAUACGGCCCCAGGGCUACGAAUAGCUGGGUGAAUUUCACCCAGUCAAGUCAGUUUUCUAAGUGACUAGGAGCGAAUGGAGCUGAUUUCCAAUCCAGAUUGCUUGACCCAGGCUAAUAUUAUUUAAGGCUGAUUUUUCAAAGCUUGGGUCGCAGUGGGCAAUGGGUCCGUUUUAACUGACACCUCAGGGAUUAAAAUCCUAUCUUUUAGUGUAGUUUCCACCUCAUUUAUGAAAAUGAAUUAUUGUAUUGCAGAAAAUGUGUCGGUGAACUAGAAAACGUUAAUAACCUCAAAGGAUGAAGGGUUUUAUUUGAAAUAGUUUAUAAAGAUAUAUUAACAUGCAUAUUUGAAAAUAAUGCACAAGAACAAAAGCUGUGGGGUGACUCCCUUUGGGGGAGAAGAAAGUUUUGUUGUGACUCUGGGUGAGCAUAAUUGCAAACAUGUUUAAUGUUAUAAAACAAACAUUUGGAUUUCAAGAAAACAAGGGUCAUGGGAGAUAAAGAAUAAAGCCCAAAUUAGGGUGGUAUUUUAAAAAACAAAUAAAGUUGUCAUAAACUC